Stylonychia lemnae is the source of this 3738-nucleotide messenger RNA. The record is from the annotation of a GenBank genome assembly. Lineage: Eukaryota; Ciliophora; Spirotrichea; Sporadotrichida; Oxytrichidae.
AUGGAAAGUGGUAGCCAAUUAAGUCACUAGAUCUCCGCUGAUUAAGGAGGAAACACAUAAUUCUCUUCUCAAAUCUAUGAACAAAAAUUGUCCCUUCUAAACUCAAAACUGGAGGUAAUUAGUAAUGAGCGCCAUGAAUUCGCAUCAUAGUUCUCACAGUAAUAAAAGCAAAUAUCUGCUCUUCAAAAUGAAAAAAGUGAUCUCUUCUAAAGGCUCAACAAAAAGGAAUAAGAGCUCAAAGUAGCUCAAGAAUUAUUAGAGCAAUAAACUCUCAAGUCUGAGCAAUUGAUAAAUGCCAAAUCUGAUGUUGAGUCUAACAGAGCUUAGCUUCAGGAAAGCCUUAAUUAAACCAGGGAAUAAUCGAGAAAGGACUCAGAGGAGCUGAAGCAAUAGAUUCAUUAACUUAUGAAGGAUAAGAGCACUGUUGAGUUUGAAAGAGCUACUCUUAAACUCAAAAUAUCGUCAUUAGAGUUGCAAAAUAAUUUGAUUAAGCAAGAGAAGGAUAAAAUGACAGAAUAAGUAAAACUUAUUUAGGAAGAACUCUCAUCAACCAAAAGUGUCAACGAUAAGAAUGAACUCAAGCUGAGAAAUCAUCAAUAAAAAAUUGAUAGCUUAGAGAGAGAAGUCUAAUUCCAUAAUUAGUAGGUAAAUGAAAUUAAAAGGUAGAGCUAGACUAGAGUAGAUGAGCUUUACAAAUAAAUCAAUGAUUUGAUUAAGGAUCUUGAGUACCAUAAGAGUAUUAAUGAUUAAUCAGGAUUGAAAAAGUUACAGUUUUAAACUUAAAUUGCAAGCGUUUAAAGUGAAUUAGACUCUCACAAGCAUAAUAACAGUAAGCUUGAGCAAGAUUUAGCCAAGUUGAAAAGCGAUUAUGAAUGUUGUAAACAAAACAGAGAAAUAUUACUUAAAAAUAAGGAUGAUUUAAUCAAAGAACUACAAGAAGUCAAAGAGAAAUUCAAAAUCAUCACAGUCAUGAAAUCUCAUGAAGAUAUCAAGAAAGAGGUUGAUCAGAAGUAAAUUUUAAAGUAUCAUGAUGACUUUAAAAAGAUUUUAGCUCAACAAAAGUAAUAUCCUUAAUAAACUGAAAAGCUCAUCAUGAAUAAUAAUCAACUUGCCAAUCAAAUUCAAGAAUAUCAAAGAAUGAUAGCAUAAUACAAACUUGCUUAUGAGUAGGUUUCUAGUGAACUAGACAACCAACUCUCAAAUAGAAAAAAUACCUUAGAUUAAUAUAGUUAGUUAGAGAACCACUAUGUUGAUACCAAAAAGGCACUAGCAAGCAGAACUACUGCCAUGUUUGAAAUACAAGCUCACUAUGAUUGUUUAUGGUUAUCUAUUAAAGAGUCAGGAUAUGAAGGUUUGAUAAGUAAGAGAUAUGAUUAGUAUGUGCUGAACAGAAAUAUGAGCAAUGAAUUUAAAGACAUACCAUAGUUAAGUGACUUAUCCAACAAAAACUUAUUGCUUCAGACCAAAUUAGACAAUCUGUAAAAAGAAAAUCAAAAACUUUUAAGUCAAAAUUAAGAUGCCAAUUAAGAGCUUGACUCAAAAGAUGAUAAGAUCUCUUAAUUAGAGGAAGUUAUCUAAAAGCUUUAGCAUAAUUCUAAUGAUCAUAUCUAGCCUUAAGUUAAUAGCUCGUUUAUUUAAGUUUCAUAGCUAGAGAUAUUAUAGAGAAAUUAUACAGAGGAUUUGAAUUAGAAAAUUAAUGAACUAGCAGAAUUAAGGAUGAAAUUGCAUGUUACUGAGCAGAAGUUAUAAUAGAAUGAAGAUAGCUAAUCCUUAUAGAAUUAAAUCCCUAAAUUUAACAUUAAAGAUUAUGUUCAUAAAAAUGAAUUCAAUGACAUUGAAGAGGGACUCUACGAAAAGUAAAGAGAACUAAACAGACUAGAAAAUUAGUUAGCUUAAUCUAAAGGUGAGAUAGAAAAAAUCAACAAUGGGUCCAAGUUAAAUUAAGCAAUAAUUAAGCAGCUUAAAGAAUAAAUUGAAAAUCUAAAUCAGUAACUAGAAUAAGAGAAGUAGCAAUUACAAAAUUUGAAAAGACUUCAAAUUGAGUAAUCAUCUGUCUAAAAUUAAGUAGGGUUGCAAGGGCAAAGCUAUGAUUAGUAAUUCAGAAUACUCACAGAGGUAAUUCAAGAAUUAAAGCAAGAAAAAGAGAAACUCAUUCAUCAAGUUAGGUCUAAAGAGUAAACUAUUGUAAUGAAUGAAAAUUAGAGUCAUAGCCAAUCUAUCAUCAUUGAGAAUUUGAAACUUCAGCUAAAAACUGAGUAGGACAAAAAUAUAGAGCUUCAGAAAGUUGGUGAUUAUAUUAGAAGAAAUCCAGACUAAAAUUUGAACAACUAAGACUCUCACAGAAAUUUGGCUUUACAUGCUUAAGACAAGAACUUUUAGGCUAUUAAUGAUGAGCUUAGAAUAUUGCUUAUAACUUAAAAAGAAGAGAACGAAAAGGAAAUUGAAAACAGAGAAUAGCUAAUUUAACAAGCCCAUCAACUAAUUAUUGAGAAUGAAUAGUAGGUUAGAGAUUAGUAAGAACUGUUUGAAAGAAGAAUCAGUGAGCUAACAGAGAAGCACAUUUAUGAGGCUUAAUCACUGAACACCUUAGUUGUUGAACUUUAAAGGCAAAAUGCUGAAUUGAAUCUCUUAAAGGAAGAUCUAUAGACUCAACUAGAUGCUUUUACAGACUAAAAGGAAAAAUUACUAAUUACUGAUGAAAUGCAGAAUAGUGAAAUUAAAAGGCUUCAUAGCAGUAAUGUUGACUUGAUGAGAGAGAAUUCUUCAUCCAAUCUUAAUCCCAACUUGUUCAAAGACAUGAGUGAGAGAGUUGAUAAUCUACAAAUCAGUUUCGCUGAGAAAGAAAAAGACUUUUAAAUUGAAAUCAACUAACUUAAAAUUAAUUUACAAGCCUAUAAGCAAACUAAGGACAUGCUGCUAGAUGAGAUUGACUCGCUAAAAGAAAAUGAAAAUUUAUUGAAGAAUGAGCUCUCAUAACUUAGAAAGCAUCUUGAUACCUAUUAGUAAACUAAUAUUUCAAUGCAAAUGGAUUAGGUGCCAGAAAAAGAUCAUCAUCAAAUCAAAAUGGACAUCCAAGAAUAGGCAGGAGAAUUAAUAAUAAGGGAGAGACUAUCAAAGGCUGAAAAUGAAGUGGAGAAUUUAAGAGGACAACUUCAUAAAAUGAAUGAGAAAAAUAGGCAUUUACAAACAUAGAUAAAUAAGCUUGAGUUUUAGCUUCAGAAGUAGAACGAGCAAAUGGAAGAGGUAAACUAAAGAGGUAUUCAUUAGUCUUAUCAACUUAGAAUGCUCGAUGAAGUAAAUACAUUAAAUGCAACUCUCUAGCAAGAAAAAGCAGAACUUUAAUAAUAAAUAGAAAAGAUAAAUGCUGAAAAGGAAGAAAGCCAAGGAGAACAAGACUAAAUCUAGCAAGAGCCAGUGAUAGAACAGGUUGCUGUCAUAGAUGCACAAGAGAAGAUUGAUCUCGUUGAUAAAUUGAAAUAGCUGCAAUUCAAGAAUGAAGAACUGAGAAGAGAAAUAGGAAGGAUCCAGGGAGAAAAUCUUGGUAAUGCCCCUGCUUAUACCUAGCAAGACAUGUUCAAAAAGAUGCAUAUGACUCUCUAAAAAUCAAGGCAAAUAUUCUAGGCUGUGAUUGACUAAUUUGGAAUGGAUGAAAGUCUAGACACAGGUGCCAGCAUGGAAGCUAAUGAGAUUAAUGAAUUUGGUGCAGGUACUCUAGGGAAGAGAAAGAGAACUCAGUGA